CUUCCAGGUUGUACUCUCGCGAUAUCGCAAGUGGAACGUGACUCAAAAUGGCGAUGGAACCCAAGCGCUAAUUCUCAAGCAGAAGUCCCCGCUGCAGCCCAUGAAUUAGUUUGUUAUUUUAUACGCAGAGAUGGAUAUUCGUAGAAAUGAAUCGGCUUCGUGGAUAAAUCGCUGCUGCAAACCUUAACACCGACUGUUUUUAUUCACUUACUCAAACUCGGAGAGGAGAGGGAAACUUCAAACAGGUAAAACGUCAACGGGAGCUAAGUUGUUAGCAUUUGAGCUAACAUUAAGCAAAGGUAGAUUUCUAAGUAAAUGUUUUAAAUGUUAACUCGCGAAGUGGUUGAAAACAACGCUUUUAUUUACUUUGAGUGACCUCCUUUGCAUCUCACUCAAUAAUCAUUAAAUGUGACUUGUAUAUUGUCGAUAACUAGUUGGUUGUUUCCCGUCAGUGGAAAACCCGCUGUAUUUUCCGCUGCGUGUUUAUAAACACAUUAAGUAUGAAAUAGGCUCUCGUUUUCAAUAGAUCACUCGGCUGGUAUUUAAAUAUUAUAGAAAAAUAAUCAUAAUGGUCACGGUUAGUAUUUUCACUGUUUAUUAGUAAAGAUUAUAUUGGUCAACAUAUUAAUCGCAAACAUGUAUGCAGUCUAAUGUACCCCAUACAACAACAGCAGCACCUUUUUUUUCUACUACAUCUGCCUGUUCAUUUAUUAUUGACAUGACCAGACAGAUUAUAUUUGUUCUUUGAAUUAAUUAUCAAAGUCAUCGUGAAUGCUGGUGGUGUGCUUGUGUGUUUCUCCUUAUAUUUGACUCUCUCAUGUUUGAUAUAGAAGUGGACAAAAACACAAGAAGCACUUUUUUAAAUUCAGCCCACUCUAGUACACCACAUCAGAAUCAGAACUACUUUAAUAAUCCCCAAGGGGUAAUUGCUUUUGUUACAGUACUCCAGUGCAAAUACUAUAAAAAGAGGAGAUAAACAAAAAUAAAAAAUAAAAUAAAUGAAAUUAAUAAUAAUAAGUAAAAAUAUAGAGAUCAAUAGAUAAAAUAAGCAAAAAUGUUGAGAUAAUAUAAAAGUAUUUACACUAUAAACAACACAAAUAGUAACAUUGUAGGCAUGUGAGUGAGCAGAGUCCAGGUAAAGACUACUGACAAGUGCUUUAAUCACCUGUUUGCUCAUGUCAACUAAAACCAAAAAUGUGUGUUUCAGUGUUCCUAAAAUAAGAAUUUGUGUCAGAGCUCAUGUAUGUAGUGUAGAUGUAACACCUUUAAGUACCAUUAUAAAGGACAAAAUUAGAAUUUAAUGGUUUUUCAUCAGAGUCACACAGGGGUGUGUCUGUCUGUCUGGAUGGCCCUCCUUCUAUGUGCACUGGGUAAUAUUAGACUCACAUAUUUGCAUACUCCUAAUAUUUUUAACACAGCUUUCACAAUGUUUGUCAGGCUCUAAGAUUGUGACAAUCUUGACUUUUUUAAUUAUUGCCACAGAGAAAAUGUCAAAAACAAGUUGAUUUCAAAUUUAUUGCAGUCUCCAGAACAAACUGAAUGUAUUUAUUUGAAGCUAAGUAUUUUUUGUGAAGAUAAUCGUUACUCAUACUUCUAAUGGAUUAACAUAAUAUGAUACUCAUAGAUCUCUGUUCUUGGUCAGCUAUGGCAGAGGAUCGUCGGCAGAAGCAAUGCUCGGUGGUCUUACCCACAGAGUCCAUGAAAGCCAUGGCAGAAUCUGUGGGAGUGGGGCAGUUACAGGAGGAAAGCUGCGUAGCCCUGAGUGAAGAAGUCAGCUACAGAAUUAAGGAAAUCGCACAGGUUAAAAUCCAGAUGAUUCUUUCAAAUAUUUAGAUUUUUUUUUUUCUUUUCUUGUCCAGAUCUGUUUUGGAUCCAAGACAUCACCUCAAUUUUUUAUAACUGGGUACUCUUUUCUCUCUCUCUCUCUCUCUCUCUCUCUCUCUCUUGUACAGGAUGCCCUUAAAUUCAUGCAUCACGGCAAGAGACGUAAACUUACCACCAGUGACAUUGAUAAUGCUCUCAAACUAAAAAAUGUGGAGGUAAGAGAGAAUAUCCAUCAUCUAAUUUUAAGAAGGCAUUUUUAUUAUUGUUUGAUUUAACCACCGCAUGGACAUGAUUUGAAAGGCAACAUAAAACUGAUCUUUAACCCAACCCUUUUCUUCUUGUUUAAGCCGAUGUAUGGGUUCCAGUCUCAAGAGUUCAUACCUUUUCGCUUUGCAAGUGGUGGUGGAAGAGAGCUUCAUUUUUAUGAGGAAAAGGAAGUGGAUCUUAGUGACAUUAUUAAUACCCCCCUCCCCAGAGUUCCUCUAGACGUGUCCCUAAAAGGUAUCCAGAUUCAUACACAGUUAUGCUGAGAGAUGUUAUUUUUCUGUUAGACUGUGUGCUGAGAUGAUUUGUGAGCUUACACGUCUUGUUUGCUAUUCAUCUAUAGCCCACUGGUUAAGUAUUGAGGGGGUGCAGCCUUCUAUUCCAGAAAAUCCCCCGCCUGGUGAGUCCUAUUUAAAUCGUCCUUUUCAAACAUUAAAUGAAGUGUCCAGCUUUAACAGUUUUGGGUUCUACUCCUCUCAUUUUAGCAACAAAAGAGCAACAAAAGGUUGAAUCCACUGAGCCCCUUAAAGUGGUCAAACCUGGUCAGGAGGAGGAAGGUGCAAUUCAAGGGAAGGGUCAGGGGGCAGCAGCUGCUGAUGGCAAAGGUUAGUUUAUCAUCCUUCUGUUCUCUACUUCUUCGUUUCCUUUUCCCCUCCCCAAUACUCUGUAAUCAUAUAUAUAUGCGCUUUAUAUUUGUUUGUUUUUUUUCUCAGCUAAGGAGAAAGGUUCCAUCAGGUUGAAACCACGCAGCACUCAUGAGCUGUCUGUGGAACAGCAGCUCUACUAUAAGGAAAUCACAGAAGCAUGUGUUGGCUCCUGCGAGGCUAAGAGAGCUGUAAGUCCUGUCUUUAUGGAGAUGAUCUUUGUUUUCUCUCAUUUUGCUUUGAUACAAAGCCACAGUGUAUUGCAUGCUCCAUUAUAAUGCUCUAAAGAGAUUACAUUACACAAGUCACUGGAUGCAAAUGAAAAAUAAUGUUAUAUUUUAGAGCUGUGCCUGUGCUCAUGUCCCUUUUACUAGCUCAAUGUUUUCUCCUCACGCAGGAAGCUCUGCAGAGUAUUGCUACAGAUCCUGGACUGUACCAGAUGUUGCCAAGAUUCAGCACAUUUAUAUCUGAAGGAGUAAGCAUCUGUUGUAACUUAUUGUUAAUCUCUGCAAUAUGAAUCCCCCCCCAUGUAACAGAAAAAUGGUCAAGUACUGACUUUGUGCUUUUCUUAAGGUUCGUGUAAAUGUGGUGCAAAACAACUUAGCUCUGCUGAUUUAUCUAAUGCGGAUGGUCAAAGCUCUAAUGGACAACCCAACUUUGUAUUUGGAGAAAUAUGUGAGUGAAAGCAUCAUGGAAAUUAUAUAUUUUUUAUAAGUAUAAGUUCAGAAAACACAAAAUCCAAUGCUGUCCUUUUUGAUCUGUAUUUGCAGCUGCAUGAGCUCAUCCCAGCUGUUGUAACGUGUAUUGUGAGCAAGCAGCUGUGUUUGCGACCGGAUGUCGACAACCACUGGGCCUUACGAGACUUUGCUGCUCGCCUCAUGGCCCAAAGUUGUAAAACCUUCAGUACUACAACCAACAACAUCCAGUCACGUAUUACCAAGACUUUAACUAAGGUGGGUUAUUUAGCUGUAUGUUUUUUUCCACGUUAUUAAAAGUCUGAUAUGAAGAUGAAAGCCGCUCAAAUACUAACCCAGACUGAUGUGCUUUCUUAGAGCUGGUUGGACGAUAAAACACAGUGGACGACACGUUACGGCUGUAUCGCUGGACUUGCUGAACUUGGAGCUGAUGUGAGUGUAAUUACAUUUUUUGCCCGUCUUCAUCAUUUCUGCACCUCUCUGUCAGUGCCAACCUUUUGAUUUUGUCCUCAUGCAGGUGAUCAAGACUUUGAUUCUUCCUCGGCUAACUGUAGAGGGUGCUCGCAUCAAAGCGGUGAUGGAAGGACCGGUGGUUUCCAAUAUAGACAAGAUAGGAGCUGAUCAUGUUCAAAGCCUCUUACUGGUAAAAACUCCAGAUUGAAACAUUUAUUUGACAGACAGAGAAGCGAAUGAAUCUGUUAUGUUGAAGGGAAUUUUUCUUGAACACACAUAGGCUAUUUCAGAAUAUGCUAGAAGUAGACAAAGAUACAUUACUAUAUGAAAUCAAUGAAUUAUACUAUUUAUAUAAUUAAAAAUAUGUUUGUUUUUUUCAAAGAAACAUUGUGCAAGUGUCAUAGCAAAGAUCCGACCUCAGCCUGACACCAUGGAGGCAUAUCGGACAGAUUAUGGUUACCUUGGAUCCAUGCUGUGUUCUCAUGUAAUGAAGGCCAGGACCCAGGCAGCCCUGCAAGCUCAACAAGUCAACCGAACCACAUUAACAAUCACCCAGGUAUAUCAAAUAAUGAGUGAAAAUAUGUUAUAGGUUUAACUCAACGUGAAAAAAAAAUCAUUGCAUAUACAGAAACCCAACGCACAGCUGUGAUGAAAUGAAUGAUUAAUAUUCCUCCUGCAGCCUCGUCCCACCCUCACAGUCUCUCAGAGUGGGUUAAGUGGGUCAACUGGGCCUCGCACUCCCAGCAUCAUCAAGGUACCGAGCUCGCUCACCCUGAUGUCGCCUCGACCAGGGACCCCAUCACAGCCGUCUCCCCCAGCAACCAAGUACAUUGUCAUGGCAACCAGCGCUGGGGCUGCCUCAACUCAGCAGGUAAUUUUAUUUUUCCAGUUUCAGAAAAAAAGUAACAGUCAAGAGAAAUCACUGUGGAAACCUUUGCUGAGGUCCUUUUUAAGAGCCAUGAUUUGAUAUGACAAAAUAUUCUAGUGACGAUAUGAACUUAAAUAGUUGUGUGUGGUUAGUAUGACACUUCAGGGCUUAAUGACUUAAAUUCGUAGGAUUUACUGAGAUCAUGUCCUCUUUGUAAAAUCUUCAACUCCAUUAAGUUUGAAUUUAACGUCCUUUUUCUGUUUUUCGCUCUAGGUGAUCACCCUCAGCUCCUCACAGUCAGCCUCACCGGUCACUAGCACUGUUCCCAGUGCUACAUCCACCCUGCAGCCUUUGGUAAAACUGGAGUCUGGCAGUGGUGCUGGAUUGACAGGUCCAAGACCAGUUCAAAAGUACAUAGUGGUGUCUCUGCCUUCAUCUGCCUCUUCCUCUCUGGAGACCAAAAGCUCUGUGCUACCAACCUCAAUCUCCUCAACCUCACUAGAAGCAGGAAUGAAGCUUGACCGAUCUGAGUCUCCUGGAGCAAGCACACAGUCACCACACUGAGACUUAUGAGUAGUGGAUAUUUUUUAACCGUGAAGGUGCAGCUGAACACAUAGGGAAGUUGGGUUUGGGCUGAACUUAGAUGGAUAUACCCUGGAGUGAUAUGAAGGGGGAUAUCUGAACUUUUUGACUGAUAAAAAGCAAAUGUGACCAGGUGUUGUAAAUAUGUUGAUGCCCCAUGAAAACUGAGGUCCCUUUGUGAGAUCUGUAAUGUUUCAGCUUAUAUUCUAAUGAUUUCAUGUUCUUUUGUACUCUAAAAUAAAUCAGAUUUUGUAUGAAAUCCCUUAUCUGAAGGGUUGUUUUAUUAUUGAGCUGUGGUCUGACAUUAGCAAAUUUCACUAAUCUAAAAACAAACAAGUGACUAAAUCUGAUUUGAUGAUAGGUCUCCUAAAUUUUAAAGUUACAGAGCAGAAGUGUUGAAAUGCAAAAUCAGGUUGCACAUUUACAAUACUUCACUAAGAGUGACCUAAGUAUGGCUCCUAAGACAUGCAACAUAAAAGGGACCCCCCCCAUAAACAGUGCCACUGCAAAUAAAAGUAUGAAAUUAAAAGACUGAGUAACGUAAAAA
This is a messenger RNA of Xyrichtys novacula (pearly razorfish), 5877 nucleotides long. NCBI's taxonomy places the organism in Eukaryota, Metazoa, Chordata, Actinopteri, Labriformes, Labridae. The record is from the annotation of a GenBank genome assembly.